Molecule: messenger RNA, 173 nt
Organism: Dentiscutata erythropus
Lineage: Eukaryota; Fungi; Glomeromycota; Glomeromycetes; Diversisporales; Gigasporaceae
Source: the annotation of a GenBank genome assembly
AUUUCUUCAAUGAAUAUCAUACUCAUCACUCACGACAAGAGCCUGCAUUUGAGCAACGGCAAGAAUUAUAUCAACUUUACCAUUGGUUGAAUCAUUAUUAUUUGUUCGGUGGCGGAUAUCGAGAAACUUCUAUAUCAAUUAUGAAAAAACUACGCAAUUUAGUUGAUGAAUAA